CAUUGUUGGAAUUCGAUUUGAAAUCAACUACGCAUAUCAGAAAUGUUUCAUUAGAGAAGAAUUUUUCAAUUAAAAUGGAUGUAGAUUCGUGAUUGUUUGAUAAAUAAAAUGCGGUAUCAGACAUUUAUUUAUUGCUUUUUGUGUUUUGUUACCGAAAUAAUAGCAAUACAAUUGUACUUCAUAAACAUAAAUAAUGAUAAACAAUUAAAAUUAUUAUCCGAUCAAUUCAAGAAGUUUCUAGAACCGACUAUAGACGAGCUUCGCUCAGAUUACGAAUUUAAAUCUGUCAAAAACAUAUGUGACCGCCAUUUUGGCAGCAUAUACGGAACCAAGGCACAAAAAUUGUUAUGCCUUGAAAAUUACAAGCAACGUAAAUUACGAAAUGAACCUUAUAAGAGGCGAAGGAAGCAAACCAAACAACCAAAACAAUUUUUUGAUAUGACAAGAGGAGUUGUGUCUAAAUUUUCGUCGGAUUAUAUCGAUUUUAAAGCUAAUAGAAAUAUGGACGAUUUUUCUAACGACUAUUUAGACGUUGGCGACUUAGUUCGAAACGAUUACGAAGCGAGACGAGCUUGGCCUUACGAAACGAAACUCCAUAAAACUAAAGGCACGUUAAGAGCUGACGAUUCCGAUACCUCAUCUGAAGAAGAAUCUGACGAUAGUCAAAAUAGAUAUCAGAUUGUCGACAAUCAGUCUUCAGAAAGCGAUAGCGGGUCUUCAGAAUCUGACAGUGGAUCGAGAGAGGCCAAAAAGGUAUCCAAGAAGGAAGCUAAGCUUAUAUAUUUCCAGGGUCGGAAUAGAUACGUCAAAGAUUACGAUGGAAGGAAAAGGUUGCAACAUUUUAUGCCAAAGAGGUAUCAUUGGGAUGAGGGAGAUAUUAAAAGACUAGGUUAUUAUUGGUUUAACGGACCUCGGGGAAGAUUUGCGGAGGCUGUGAAUCUGUCAUAAAUAAAUAUUUUGUAAUAUA
Manduca sexta (tobacco hornworm) is the source of this 967-nucleotide messenger RNA. RefSeq lists its product as uncharacterized. The coding region runs from base 109 to 948 and encodes 279 amino acids. The transcript is spliced from 2 exons. Lineage: Eukaryota; Metazoa; Arthropoda; Insecta; Lepidoptera; Sphingidae. The record is from RefSeq and is a predicted model, not a curated record.